AUGCCGCCGUCGCGCUGCCGGCCUCGCUCGGCCCUGUUGCUGCUGGUCACCUUUACGCUGACUGGUCCGAUCUCGGCCGGAGCUCCGUACGACCCUUGUGCCUUGGCGCCGCGCGAGUUCUGCAUCUCCAACAGGGGGUGUUGCCCGCCUACAGUCUGUGUACGAGUUCCCGCCUCAAGGAAGACCUCACGAGGCAACUGCUGCUACCCGACCAAGUGUCCCAUGAAGUGCCGGCGGGGCGAGCGCUGUCAAAAGAUUCUGCGCCGGUGCGCCCGGCCGCCGGCCGACGCGUCGCCCUGCUACUGCCCGCCGCUGCUCAGGUGUGUCAACAAAGUGCUGAAAUGUGACCCGCCCUGCGGCCAGGGUCUGCGCUGCGGGCUGAGCUCGGGCGCCCCCGAGCCGAACGGCAGCAGAAAGCACGUGUGUGUGCGUGACAAGUGCUCCCGUACGCGCCGAUGCCCGCCCGGGUUCCGGUGUCAGACGGACGCUCGCGGUAACUGCUGCCGCCAGUACACCUGCUCCCGCAAGUGCGCCGACAACGAGGUGUGUCGUCAGGUGCCGCCGACAGCGGGGCAGUGCGCCAGACCGGUACUCUACUCUCCGCCCUGCUUCUGCCAGUGGCGCUACGCCUGCCAGUCGCGCUGUCAGCCGCCCUGCGGACCAAACGAGCGCUGCGCGCCGGCCGGCGGGCUCGAGGGACGAGACCGGUACACCUGUCAGAAGAAGCCCGUUGACGAGUGCCGCACGGACAGAGACUGCGCGGCCGGCUCGUCCUGCCGCCGGGACAGCCGCGGCAACUGCUGCUACCCCACCGGCUGCCCCAACAAGUGCCCGGUCGGGGAGCGCUGUCAGGUGCGGUUUCCGCCGUGCCCGCGGCCGCCAGAGCCGGCGCCGCCGUGCUACUGCAAGCCGUUCUACAGCUGCACAUCCUGUACGGGCCCCAGGUGUCCCAUCGGCUAA
This is a messenger RNA of Amphibalanus amphitrite, 960 nucleotides long. Its product is annotated as keratin-associated protein 4-9-like. Lineage: Eukaryota; Metazoa; Arthropoda; Thecostraca; Balanomorpha; Balanidae. The coding region runs from base 1 to 960 and encodes 319 amino acids. The record is from RefSeq and is a predicted model, not a curated record. The transcript has 3 exons.